UUCCUGCAGAAUUCAUCUUGCAAGAGUGAUCAACCCUGGUCCUGCAGAUCAGAGAGGAUUCUACUUUACCGGUUGUCCACCAGAAAGUUUAAAGCUUCCAGAAUGGAGGCGUACUACGUACGAGUGUCCUUCAUCGGUAUAUGAUUUCCAUGUAAAUCGUAUCGUGGUCAAUAACUUAUUCUCGCAUAUAUCUGAGGAGUGAUCUCAAGAGGAUUCCUAUCAGCCUUGUCUAACAGUACCGUUCAUCAGGGAGCAUCGGCCCCAAGUGUGCGCAAUAACCUGACUCAGAGACAGGAUGUUGCCAAGAGGGGACAUGAAGGCACGUUCAGCCACAAUACAUUUUGGACCAAAAGGGAGUUGCGGAGAGAUAUUUCAUUGGCCAGUGGAACACAGUCAGUCGCGCUGCGCAAGGCCAGAGCAAGCCGAGCACGAAGCCAAGGGCCAGUGUGUUCCAGUGGCAGUCAGUGGGGUAUGCAGACAGAUUUGAAAUACUGCACAUGAGAAGGAGUGCAUACGUGUUCGAUCGUUGGCUCGUGUUUGGCGCAGCCACUGACGCAGCUCGUCGUCACAGCCAACACCAAACAAUUCUAUCCUGUCCAGCACAACGAAUGUCGUUGCUGCUGUUGCUAUUCCCGCCGUUAAUAUUGGAUAAUAUUACUGGUGCUACCUACUGCGGGCAUCCUUCGGCCUCUGUCAUUUUCCACGCCUCGUGCGUCACACUUCUCGCAUAAAAAUCACGACGGCCCUCUUGCGACUAUGGAAACAGUAUUGCUGGAGUGUGCUGGAGUAACUAGUAUGACCACACGUCAGUAGGACACGUUUUGCGGAUGUCGUCUGCCGAACGGCACCGUUCAGCACGACCAACGACAUGUCGCUAGAGACGCACGAUCGCUUGUCGCUUAUAGAAAACUGAGAUUCCGUUCUUAGAGCAAUCGUCACGGAUUUUUGCCAAAUGCAACGAUUCCUACAUUCCUGAGAUAAGAUAUACUUUUGGCUUGACAAUGGAACAAAGAAGACUGUGUGUAAAUAUUUAUGUCAAUUGGAAGCAUCCUGAAACAUUCUCGCACUAUAAAGAAUUUGUUUUGCAAAACGAAGGCACAAAGAUGUCGAAGAAGCUGAGCUUCUACGGGUUGGUGGCCCUUGCAUCACUUUGCCUUUUUUUUCUCCUGUUUAAUCAACGCUACAGCGGCUACCUUGAGCAGAAAUUACAGCCAGUGUACACUGUCAGCAGGAAAUUUGAGAGUUACGUGAGGGGAAUAACGACCAACAAUAACAACUCCACCAUAAUGGAAAUUCACAGGGUCAUAGAUCAACAGAGAAAGGCAAUCGAGAGAGAGAUGGUCGAUUACAAUUAUCCAAACGGAUUGUAUGGUAUCAACGCGAGAUGCGAACAGUGGGAUGGUUUUUGCAGUAAAUUGGAGGAUUUUGUGAUGGAAAAGGGUGGAAGGCCGAUGAGGAGUGUCAUCCUGACAACGUGGCGAAGCGGCAGCACCUUCUUUGGGGACGUCUUGAAUGCCCAUCCCGCCAAUUUCUAUCAUUAUGAACCAUUGCUGGAUUUUGGCAUUGUACAGGUUAGAAAUAAACCACUUGCAGAGUAUGCGCUAAGGAACAUAAAGGCUAUGUUCCAUUGUGACUUCAGCGACAUGGACCAUUAUUUGGACUAUGGAAAAACGCACUCUUGGCUCUUCAAUCACAAUACACAUUUGUGGCGACAGUGUCAGUUGCAUAAGAAAAUAUGUUGGGAUCCAAGAUUCGCAUCAGGAAUGUGUCGGCUCUUUCCGUUCCAGUCGAUGAAGCUCGUGCGAUUGAGACUACAGGUCGCCGAGGAACUCUUAGCUGAUGAGAGCCUGGGCGUAAGAAUGGUUUUUCUAAUACGCGAUCCAAGAGGAACUUUACAAUCACGAAAGCACCGGGACUGGUGUCCAGAUAACCCGGAUUGCGCGGAUCCGGCUUUAGUCUGUAGUGACAUGGUGUCGGACUACAAUAUGGCUGUGAAAUUGUUUAAAAAAUAUCCAACCAGGUUCAUUGUUGUCAGAUACGAGGACCUCUCCGUGGAUCCAUACCGAUAUGUUCAAGAUCUUUUCACCUUCUACGGGUUGGACUUUCACUCGAAUGUGAAACUGUUCCUGGACACUCAUACGAAAAACGAUGUCGGUGGAGUGUCAAGCACGUAUAGGAAUUCCAAGGCCGCUCCCUUCCAUUGGCGUACAGAUUUCGACUUUGAAACUGUCGAGAAAAUACAACGGGUAUGUGCGGAUGCUAUGGCUCUUUGGGGUUAUGUAAUGGCUGUGAAUGCCACUCACCAGAAAGACUUUAAUCCCAUAACGAGUUAUCGAUUGAAGUGAGUCAAAUCUGUUUUGAUACAGAGACUGUAGCCAAUCUCCGUAGAGGCCUCGCGAAGGAUUUAUGAAAUCUGCAGGUAGGAUUCAGUACAGUCAAGAAAAUUAGAGAAUGGCGAGUUCUCAUAUUUAAGUGAAAGUCUUGUUCCUAAUAAUAUGCACUUCAGAAUCAUCGUCACUCUGCGAGCCAAUCAUCACGAUGUAUCAAGAGACACAUUCGAUAUGGCGAUAUUGCGCCUCUAUUUCUAUUCUACUAGCACAAGGAAUACGAGGACGCGCGAUCGUCGAUCGACCUGGAAAUCGAUUAGUUCUCGCGAGGAACAACCUUAAAGAAAAUUUAAUUAUAGAAGGAACAUAGUGCCAUGUACCGGGAACAAUCUUUUCCCGGUGUUAUUCGAAUUCUCUCGUCUUGCGUGCAUAUCUGUUUGUUAUUCGGUCUGAUUUCGCGCCAUUCGAUCGCUCAUUCCACUGGCGGCAACUUUUGAAUUAGCCGGGUAUUUUUACCUAGCUGCACCAGGGACUCGGCAGUCUCGUGAUAAAUAUUAAGUAUGGAAACUGUAUUCUCAAGACACAUAAAAUAUUCCAUACUGUCUACAUAAAAGUUGCCACCGUAGGCGUAAUUUAUAGUUAAAUAAUAGUUUGAAUAAAUAAUUGGCUAUUGCUCAAAAGUUCGUCAAUAAUUUAGGUCAAAUUAAAUAAUUUAUAAACGAUCGAUCAGCCUUGCGCAAUGUGAUUUCUGGUAGUCGGGAAUGAAAAUCACUGCGCCAUGUAUCAAUCAUGUAUGAUCGUGGAUCACGGCACAAAAUUGCUUAAAAAUCCAUGACUACGAAAAUAUUGACAAAUAUGUACGGUCUAUUGAGACUUAUUGUAAUAUCAAUUGUGAAUUCCUCUCAAAGUUUUUAUACACAAUAUAGAAUUUACUUUUUUAGCUAGGUUUAUUUGACCUAAAUCGAAUAGUCGCGAGGAGAAACUUUUUUUUAGUACAGUUUAUAUUACGGUUACUAUCACUUGCAGCAGUGAUUCGCCUACGCAUCAAAAUAGAGGCAAUACGUGACUCACAUACAAUUAUUCGCUACGAGCUAUUAAUUUUUCUACUACAGUCAACUGAUGAGUAAAAUGUGAAAUCCAGGGUGUCCUUUUUAUUUAUGUUGAAAUGCAUAAGAAGAUGCCCUCUCAGAACAUAUCUUACUUUUGGACAGAAUAUACAGCUCAAUACCCACAGUUGCUUCGAGGCCUAAUGUUAUAUUGGUUAGAAGUUUUGCUCUCCACGUUGCUUGCGGCAUUUAGGAUGCAAUACGUUUACAAUUCUUGAUUAGAUUAUUUUAUCGUGUCGCUGCCGGUACGGUGCUGAUACAGUCAAUUAUAUUUUAUCUUACAAUGGCGCUGGCUUGAUCGUUUAAGACUGCUGCUGUUUAAAACUUUUGUUGCAACGAAUGAUAAAGUCAUAUAAGAGUAUGAAUACUUUUAUAAAAUAUCAUGAAAAUGUUCAGGCAUCCUUUUUGAACUCUCCUUACUUAGUUGAAAAGAAAUUCGCUUUUACACUUUUACAUGUAUUUUUUGUUUAUUUUUUAUCGAAUUUAGCUAAAAUACUUGUUGACUUGAUUUAUAAUAAGAUUCGAUAUUAUUGUGACGAGCAUGAACUUGAUUUGUGCAAUUAUCUAGACAGGUGCGAAAUCUGUAGUUUAAUUGACUAUAAUUUGUUACUGUACAAUGAUUCAAAAGAAUGCGAGAAGUGAACAAUGUUUUGAUGAAACUUCGUACCUUCCAGAUUCUUUAUUUUUUUUAAAUUUCUUUUUAAUAAUUUAAUCUUAAUUAUUUGCUUUGAAAAGAAUGCUAUGAUCUAAAAAUUCAUUUCAAAUAAGAAUUUAUAGGCUUUGUGCCAUCUCAUGUACAUGCUUUUUCGUGCACAGAUGUUAUUUUAUUUAAUAAACUUUACUGGGUACCCUCAUUGUGAGAAGACGUGACAAGCCGGGAUUGAAUAAUAUAAGCAGAAUCAUAGAGGAUGAUAGAAUAAGAGGAAUCAGAACAAUUUAUCUUUGCUUGAAAAGUAUAAAGAUAAAGAAAUUUGUAUAGAAAGUUUCAAGUCCUGUUUUAGAAGAAUCUCCCGUCUACUCGGUCACUAUUGAAUCAUUCGUUUGCUUUUUUUUAAUGACCAUCUUUUCUUGCCAAUAAAAUUUGUAAGAUGCAUCGAACACGCACUAUAGGAAUUAAGAUUUUUCGGAUUGCUCGGGCUUCUAUAAAAAAUUCUAUCAAUAUAGUUAUCUAUAUCUACCUUCGCUUCGAAAUUUGGAACAUGUGUGAACGAAGUACUUAUGGAUAUUACGUUUGCAAGAAAGAUGGAUCAACAUGGUACAUGUAAUUUAUUGGACCACGUUAAUCAGUUUUUGGUCUGUAAGGUGAUGUAGCGUCUAACCUAUGUAUCAUGAUUUUAUUCUAGUACAGGUGUCGUGUACAUAGGCAGUCGGGUUCCUUUAAUAAAUCCGAUUAACUUUUAUGUGCUACACUUCUGUUGAUUAAGAAAUUACACAAAAAUAAGAUAUUAGUACCGCAAUACUGGGAUUUAUUAAGUAAGCGAAGAUAUAAAUAUACAUAUCAAAUAUUUCA
This is a messenger RNA of Cephus cinctus (wheat stem sawfly), 4943 nucleotides long. RefSeq names its product carbohydrate sulfotransferase 5. The record is from RefSeq and is a predicted model, not a curated record. Lineage: Eukaryota; Metazoa; Arthropoda; Insecta; Hymenoptera; Cephidae. Gene Ontology annotation, molecular function: N-acetylglucosamine 6-O-sulfotransferase activity. Gene Ontology annotation, biological process: N-acetylglucosamine metabolic process; sulfur compound metabolic process. The transcript is spliced from 8 exons. The coding region runs from base 1002 to 2345 and encodes 447 amino acids.